AUGGCCGACACCAACACCACCAACACCGAUGUCUUCGAAGACAUACUCAAUCUCGAAGACCAAUACUAUCGCGAGGGCUACGCUCUCGGUGUAGCAGAUGGUUCCCAGUCCGGACGCAUCGAAGGCCGCAUUUUCGGGCUCCAAAAAGGGUUCGAAAAGUUCUUGGAAAUGGGCAAGCUGAAUGGCAGAGCUGCGGUGUGGGAAGCACGACUCCCUGGCAACAUGUCUUCUGCGACCACCAGCAGCUCCGAGGUGCGCCCGUUGAGUGGCAACGAACGUCUUCGAAAACAUGUCGAACGACUCGCUGCGCUGAGUGAUCCAAAUGAUUUGAGUACGAAGAAUAAUGAAGAUGAUGUCAGCGAGUUUGAUGAUCGCUUGAAGGACGCGAAAGCCAAGGCGACGUUGAUUGCGAGAAUUGUGGGCGAGGACGAGGUUUCAAUUGCUACUGCCACGGCUGCUGCUGAUACGGAUGCUAGAGGCAAGGCGCUGAGAGUGCGGAGGAACGUCACUGCAGAGGGCGUCGCGGGACGCAAUACGGGAGAAAUGGAGGAUUUUCUGGGAUUGCCGACUCGAAGUUGAUCUGCUCGAUCAACCCUUUUGCCUAAAAGUACACUGGCAAUAUGGACGACUAUCCGGGUUCAAGAUGAUUACAUAUUACUCCUCAAGAGCAUUCAACACGACCAACUGGGCUCCCAUCGGAGAUUCUGCAUCGAUAGAUAGUCAUCGACGUCCAGCGUCCGUCGAGCAAUCUUGAUCAUGGGCCGAUAUGAGCAGAAACAUUCCAGCAUUCCGAUAUCGGCCUCAGCUGGUUUACAGAGCGUGAUAUACGACAAUAGCACCCCAGGCGCAUCACGUGAUCCCUCCAUGGUCUGGUUGAUUGAUGUAGUGGUUAUCAUUCCAGAUUUUGAGAAGUUCAGCAGUGAAACUGUGAACGAGAUUAAAAAAUUCUGGCAACCCCGGUUCGAAUCCGGGAUCGACCUCGCUUGUCCCAUGCUCCUCUCGCGUGCAGAAUUGCCACUGGGCCCGGGGUAGCUUUUUUGCCCUUUGAUUCAAGGUUCCAUCCAAUGCUUCAUCCUUGUGGAUCUGGUCAG
Messenger RNA from Sphaerulina musiva SO2202, 1091 nucleotides. RefSeq names its product DUF1715-domain-containing protein. The transcript is spliced from 2 exons. The record is from RefSeq and is a predicted model, not a curated record. NCBI's taxonomy places the organism in Eukaryota, Fungi, Ascomycota, Dothideomycetes, Mycosphaerellales, Mycosphaerellaceae. Bases 1 to 579 code for a protein of 192 amino acids.